Molecule: messenger RNA, 2478 nt
Organism: Dreissena polymorpha
Lineage: Eukaryota; Metazoa; Mollusca; Bivalvia; Myida; Dreissenidae
Exons: 2
Coding region: 80-2179 (699 amino acids)
Molecular function (GO): zinc ion binding
Source: RefSeq, a predicted model, not a curated record
GCCACGUCGGUGGGUGCAUUGAGCAUUGUAUUCCAUUGUAUGCACGACACAAAGUGGUGGGACGUUUUGAAGUGUUACCAUGGAAACGGGGAGCCAUGUUAAGCCUAAUGCGUGCGUCGAAAAGAGCAACUAUUCAAACGAGCCACAUCUGGAUGCAAGCCAGAACAAAACAUUUCUUACUGACCAGCACGAAACGUGCAUUGACGGCUGUACAACAACGGUGAUUCCACCAGCAUGUCCAACCGCAAUGGGUUCAAGUGAUUGCACUUCUCACUGCGAUUUGUGCAAAGUCGAUGAGCUUCAAGUAGAAGCUGUUGGAUUUUGUAUCAACUGUACCGAUUUCCUGUGUCGGAACUGUUUAUUAAACCACACCAAGAUAAAGGUAACGCGUUCUCACACAAUUUUACAAGGAGAAAACCUACCCACUGAUCCUGAACCAAUAAUAGCCGUGCGUAACCUAGUGAAAUGUGAUAUACAUCCUGAAUAUGAUAUUAAAUUUGUAUGUGCUGAACAUUCGACCACUAUCUGCGCAAUGUGCCUCACAGACCAACAUCGAAUGUGUACUUUUCAGAAAAUCAGUGAAUUAAAAGAAGAUUAUCGAAGGAAAGAAGCGACGGUAAAAGCCAACCUACUAGACGUUCAUCAACGCAUAAAGGAGUUUAAAUUAAACCGAGAAAAAUAUAUCGGUAUAAUUGAAGCUCAGCAAAAGCAAGUUAUUUCGGAAGCACAAGGCAUUGCACAACAGCUAAUUGAAAAGAUUGUAACACUCACUACAAAAGUGGAAGAUACUGUAAACGGACACUUGGAUAAAGAAACCACUACCACCAAAGAAAGUUUACGCGAUGCAGAUAAUUUGUUACAAGAAGUUAAACACAUCACAGAUUUAUUUGAAGCGGCCCAGAAGUAUGGCGGUUUAGAUGAGUGCAUUCUUGCUUCACGUCAUAUUGAUCAUAAGGUCAAGGAAAUCUUUCGAAAAAUAAGUUUGUUGGAAAGUCACGAGGAUAAACACAUUUCGUUGGAGAAAAAUGUACAAUUAUAUAAGUUAGAUACUAUUUGUUAUGUAACGCUUUUAGGAACAAAACAGAAACCAGGGAAAGAAAAUGCGAGUGAUGAAGUCAUGGAACAGCUUCAAAUGAAUGAACGAGAUGACAGCAAACUUAACAUAACAACGAGCGAGUGCGGGACAUCCUGCGAUCUUUCUGUAUUGAUGUGUAAUAAGGAAGUACAAACCCUUGACACAGAUGCGCAAUCUACUUCAGAAGCGACGCUCGUAAAAUCGCCUGACCAGUCCAAUCCGCAUUUAUGUAAGAGACCAUUUAUCGAUCGGACUGUUUUAAAUGCAUUUACUUGUAAAAUAAGUACAGCAAACGAUUCGUUGAAUUGUUUUAUAACUGCUAUCGUUAUCCUUGAUAAUGGCAAGACGUUGAUAGCUGAUCGGAAUAACAAAAAGAUAAAACUUUUGUCAAACGACUUUGUUGUUUUGGAAGAAUAUUCUCUCUCUGGAUGUCCGAUCGAUAUGUGUGUUGCUGACCAAAGCGUUUACGUUUGUUGCUUAAAAGAAAAGAAAUUAUCGCGAUUUUUGAUUUUCGGGGAUGGAAGGUUGAUUCCAGCGAGCGGCUAUCUAUCUCGCUAUUGGCCUGUUGGCCUAUCUCCAUUUGAUGACAAAUUACUUAUUCUGUGUUUCAAGUUAGAUGGUUUGUUUGAUACAGUCAGAGGCGAAAGAGUUGUAGUUGAAAUAAGGAACAAAAGUAAACUCGACGCUUCUUUGACUGGACAAUAUAAUGAUGAUAGUGAUGAUCAUGACUACCUAGAAUACGCUAAACGGAUUUUGACUGUUGAUUCAAAUUCUAUCCUAGUGGCGGAGCAUGAACGCGUGUCUUGUUAUGGUAUAGACCAAGCCGAAGUUGAAAUUGGCAAGAGAAAAUGGUACUAUAAAAAUCAUGGCCAAACUAUUUUGAAAAAUGCUAGAGGUGUUUCUUUAGAUAAGGAAGGCAAUGCUUAUAUUUGUGGAGAAGCAUCAACUAAUGUCCACCAAGUACCAUGCAAUAACUAUCUUAAAGGCAAAAUUAUAAUUGAAAACAUAAACAAGCCGUUUUCCGUAUGCGUGGAUUCUGCGAAUGACAUAUUGAUAGUCGGUUGUUGUAACGAUAACUAUUUACAUGUGUUUAAUUUCCAAUGACUGUGUUAAAAUGAAAAGAGUAAUAUGUUAAGAGUUAUUAUGUAAAGAAUAAUAUUUUAAAUGAGUUGAACUCUCGAUGAACGCCAGUGUUAAAGUUUUGUAGUUAAACGAUAUCGUUUAUAAUUGUGACGUACCACGCUAUCUUGUGAUGAAAUUACAAUGGUUUUAGCGAAGAAACUCUGCGUUCUUCUUGUAUACCAACGUUACACAAUGCUUUGAUUUCAAAGCUCAUAUAUGACAGAUUGUAACUGUUUAUUACGGUUUUAUUUACUCUAAAUUAUUAAAAGCUUUUGCUUAUA